Penicillium egyptiacum is the source of this 1155-nucleotide messenger RNA. Lineage: Eukaryota; Fungi; Ascomycota; Eurotiomycetes; Eurotiales; Aspergillaceae. The record is from the annotation of a GenBank genome assembly.
AUGGGGUCCGAUGUUAUUCAGCCCUAUUACACCCUCUCCAGUUCAUCUUUAGAGGCAGUCGACGCAGUCGAAAUUGGAUUCUACAACACUAAAGUAGUAAACCUCACGCUUCCUAGUCUCACAUCCGUGAGGACCUCCAUUGAUAUAGGGAGACGUGCCUACGAUCUCACCUACCUUGAUAUCUCGAGUCUGAAUUUCGCGCACACCAUUACGCUUAGCCCCCCGAAUCUCACGUCUCUCCGCCAUACAAGGUUACGCAAUGUGACAAUGAUGAAUAUUGACGCAAUGCAAAUCGACUCGCUCGAUAGUUUGACUGAUAAUCAGCUCAAUAUGAGGGAGGUUUUGAUUCAAGGUCCAUUCCCGAAUGUCAACGAAAUUGCUAUUGGAUUCACUUCUGCCGGAUACCUCCACAUCAACGACAAUUCAUCUCUCACACUAGGAGGCUCCUCGAAAACGGAAAUGGCCAUCGAAAAACUGAACGUCCAUGGUAUUACGGAUCUCAAGCGAAGCGCACAGCUCAAGACACUCAAGGUUGAUACUCUGGAGCUAUCAAGCUCCAUUUCAAUCACCCAUCUUGAAAUUCCGUUCGAUAAUCUCCGUUCUCUUAGUAUCCAGCAGCAAUGGGAGACCCAUCCUCUGAAGUCUAUUACUCUUCCCCCCAAAGCCGUGUAUUGGACAGGAGGCUUUGAACUCUACGCGCUCGCUGCACCCGAUCUGAAUUUGACCUCGGUUUACGGUGCGAACCAGAAAGGCAAUGGCAUUCAGACUUGGUACUGGCCAAAGAAUGUCUCGAGUAUAAGUAUUUCCGACGUUACUGUAGGAAAUGCAUUCUUGUAUGUGUCACUCCCUCGCAGCCUUAGAGUGGUCAUGAAAACUUACCCAAAAAACAGCGAUCCCUUUAUCACCCAGCAGAAGGGCUCUUUGGACGGUCAAUUUCCUCCUUCCGUCUUGAAUGAAUUCGGAGUCAGUCCAUCAGCCAACUCUAGUUUCAACUGCACGCCAUUCGUUGAGCUCCAGAGCAUGGGUCGUUUGCCGGGCGCUCAAUUCAUGUGCGACGAUUCCAAGCCGACCAGCAGCGGCGCUAUUCCUGUCCAUCUACCCAUUCCGCUCAGCCAUGUGAGUGCCGUGUUUGGGAUCUGCAUCUGGAUCCUAUGA